UGAACACAGCGGAUCCCUCUGCGGGCAUUUUCUGCUUCAACUGCGAGUUUGUCCGCCCAAAAAAGCAAAGAAAUGGACAACUCUGGGAAAGAGAAGGAGGCGAUUCAGCUAAUGGCCGACGCUGACAAAAAAGUGAAGUCCUCGGGCUCUUUUUUGGGAGGGAUGUUUGGAGGUGGAUCCCACAAAGUGGAAGAAGCGUGUGAGAUGUACUGCAGAGCAGCCAACAUGUUCAAGAUGGCCAAGAACUGGAGCGCUGCCGGAGGUGCAUUUUGCAAGGCUGCACGUCUCCACAUGCAGCUGCAGAACAAACACGACUGCGCCACCAGUUUCAUUGACGCUGGGAACGCGUACAAGAAGUCGGAUCCUAAUGAGGCAAUCAAGUGUUUAAAUGCAGCCAUCGAUAUAUACACAGACAUGGGAAGAUUCACCAUCGCAGCCAAACACCACAUCAGCAUCGCAGAGAUCUACGAGUCUGAACUGGUGGAUAUCGAAAAGGCGAUCGCACAUUAUGAACAAGCAGCAGACUACUACAAAGGGGAAGAAUCCAACAGCUCUGCCAACAAGUGUCUGCUGAAGGUGGGGGCGUACUGUGCUCAGCUGGAGCAGUACCAGAAGUCUAUUGAGAUCUUCGAGCAGGUCGGAGCCAACACGAUGGACAACCCGUUGCUGAAAUACAGCGCCAAAGAGUAUUUCUUCAAAGCCUCCCUCUGUCAUUUCAUCGUCGACGAGCUCAACGCUAAGAUCGCAGUUGAAAAAUACGAGGAGAUGUUCCCGGCUUUCUCAGACUCCCGAGAAUGCAAACUGUUGAAGAAACUUCUGGAGGCUCAUGAGGAACAGAACAGCGAAGCUUUCACAGAGGCGGUAAAGGAGUUCGACUCGAUCUCACGUCUGGACCAGUGGCACACAACCCUCCUGCUGCGCAUCAAAAAGACCAUCCAGGGCGAUGAAGGGGAUUUGAAAUGAAAGAAACCCAGGGGUAGAAAUGCAGCACGGAGGGACAAAUCCAUCACGCAUGCUUUCACACUCACACACACACACACACACACACACACACACACACACACACACACACUUCCACUCACCUCACUGUGUAUAGCAUCUGGAGAUGAGUGUCUGCCGAUGACUUUGAAUAUUUCACCGCUCACUGCUACACUGUCAGAGUACUAUCUUUGCUUUUCUUACGAGCAUAUCUGAAUCUAGUCAGAAUGUAAAUCCUCUCGCCCUCACCUCUGUCCAGAGGAUUGCUGCAUACUGCUGAAGUCUGUCCCGAGGGAUUUCAGAGCGGUAUUCAAACUGAUGUUAGUAUUGACAACAAGCACUGCAUGUUUUAUACAUUUAUUGUUUCCUAGUCAGACGCAGCUUAUUUAGUUUUUUUUUCUGAUUUAGUUUAUUAUACAUUUAAACAGAUAAUUUAAAUGUUUCAGUUUGUUCGACAUAAAAUUAUCACAGUGUGUGCAGAUUGAACUUUUCUUGUUCUGCAUUCAGACGCCUUUCAAAAGUAUUUAAAUAUUUGAAC
This is a messenger RNA of Plectropomus leopardus (leopard coralgrouper), 1516 nucleotides long. It is a transcript of the gene napbb, whose product is annotated as N-ethylmaleimide-sensitive factor attachment protein, beta b. Gene Ontology annotation, biological process: regulation of synaptic vesicle priming; intracellular protein transport; synaptic transmission, glutamatergic. NCBI's taxonomy places the organism in Eukaryota, Metazoa, Chordata, Actinopteri, Perciformes, Serranidae. Gene Ontology annotation, molecular function: soluble NSF attachment protein activity; syntaxin binding. The record is from RefSeq and is a predicted model, not a curated record. Gene Ontology annotation, cellular component: synaptobrevin 2-SNAP-25-syntaxin-1a complex; terminal bouton; vacuolar membrane.